GCUUCAGACACUCGAUGGCGGGAGGCGUCACGACUUCAUUGAUUCUUCCCGGCUCCGCCAACGCGAUCGGUGGACAGGCAUUCGUCAUGAAGUUGAGGCCGACUAAGGAGCGCUCCCCGACAUCCAUGUUACUCGAGCCACCGUACAGUCUGAACGGAACUAACGUGGAUCCAUCGGUUUCACCGCGUUGGCGAUACAUGAAGUGCGCCUCACGAUAUUCGAUUUCACGAAAAGCCAGAACUAACAUGUCGCAGACAUGCUUGCGGCGAGAACCCAUGUAUGUGGUGACACAUACGUACAUGGCUGGCUACGGUGCAUACCAACGUGUUCUCCCAUCAGCUCGUGUCUACGCAGGGACUCGCAUGGACACCGCUUGGGCGUUCCGUUCAGCGUACAACCACGCUCGCCAGAUCAAAGUUGCCCAAGAUAGCUACUGUGCGAAAGCUACAGCCGGCGAUUGGAAAACAGUCGCGGGGCAGGCCUUCCCUGAAGACCUGCAAUGGGAAGCGCUUGUUGACGUGCUGCGAGGCCGCGUCAAGGUCAACACGCAUUGCUACGAGGCGGUCGACUUCGAUGACUUCGUCAGGUUGUCGAACGAGUUCAAGUUCGAAGUCGCGGCAUUCCACCAUGCUCACGAAGCGUAUCUUGUGCCGGAGCUACUGAAGAGUGCCUAUGGUCGUACACCUGCCAUAGCCAUGUUUUCCGCGUUCUCGAGGUACAAGCGCGAGGCUUACAGGCACUCGGAAUUCGCGCCACGGAUUCUGGCAGACAAUGGCAUACCCGUCAUCAUGAAGUCGGACCACCCAGCUAUUCAGUCGAGGUUCCUAGUGAACGAAGCUGGGUACGCACAUUACUAUGGCCUCCCGGAGAACAUCGCUCUGGCGUCUGUCACCUCAACGCCCGCCAGGACGCUCGGGUUGGACCACCGCAUUGGUUUCCUGAAGGAGGACGUCGUCAUAUGGGAUAGCCACCCGCUCUCGCUCGGCACUGCUCCUGCUCAAGUCAUCAUUGACGGCAUCCCUCAGAUCAACCCGUCUUACCCCGCAGUCAAGCCUGCAUCUUCUCAGCAAAUUCCACACACCCCGAACUGGGAUGAAGAGGCCGAGAGAACACUCGAAUACGACGGCUUGCCCCCGCUUGAGCCUGCAGCGUCAACUAAGGGCGUCGUAAUUUUCAGCAAUGUGACGAGUGCCUGGAUCAGAGGCACAGGGACCUCAGGAUUGGUCGACUUGCUUGCUACCACAGAGGGCACAACGGGUACCGUCGUCGUGCACGCGGGAAAGAUCAUCUGUUCUGACCUGCAAGGUGGUACGCUACAGCCGGGGCUCAUAUCUGUGGGCUCCAGCAUCGGGCUGCAGGAGAUUGCCAUGGAGGUGUCCACAACAGAUGGGGAGGUGUACGACCCCCUCAAUGUGGAUGUUCCUACCAUCGCUGGUGGAAUAGGAUACAUGCCUAGGACUGUCGACGGGCUUCAAUUCGCCUCGCGCGAUGCUUUACUGGCUUACCGUCACGGCGUUACUGUGGCGAUCAGCGCACCUAUCCACUCGUCCUUCUUGGGUGGUCUGAGCGCUGCCUUCUCCCUCGGGUCCCCGCACAAGCUGCAGAAGGGCGCUAUCGUGCAAGAUGUCACUGCCGUGCAUGUUGCGACGCUCAGACACUUGUUGUCGCACCCGACGGGUGAGGCGGCGAAGUACUUCCGACUCGUGACCAACGGCACGCUUCCCCUGGUAGUGGAAGCUAACAGUGCAGAUAUCAUCGCUACGGUAAUCCAGUUGAAGGAAGAAGUGGAAGUCGAGACAGGAGUCCCCUUGAAGGUGAUCAUUUCCGGGGGUGCCGAGUCCCAUCUGCUUGCCAAGGAGCUCGGUGAAGCCUCCGUCGGCGUCAUCCUAAAGCCACCUAGGCCAUACCCCUUACAAUGGGACUUCAGACGCUACCUCCCAGGACCCCCAGCCUCUGCGGAUAGCACAAUCGCGACCCUGCUGAGGCACAACGUCACAGUAGCACUCGGUCCUCAGGGCGUGUCCAACGAGGACGCCAUGUAUACAUGGGCUGUUAGAAACCUGCGCUUCGACGCUGCAUGGGUGAGCUGCCCCCUCCGCCUUGCGCUUGCUUCAUUCAACGUGGAGAAGUUGUUCGGCCUCCAGACGUACGAGAGUGGCUACGGUGAUCUGGUGGCUGUAAAGUAUGGGGACCUGCUCAGUUUCGAGGGCAAGGUUGCGGCAGUGAUAUCGUUCCGGAGAGGGUCCGUAGACGUAUUCUGAUUUGUAGGCGCAGUCGCGGAAUUGAGCCGCUUCCUUCAUGCGUCAUGUAUUCGACUGAACGUCUGCUGUGACUGUUUUGACAGUCAUUCAUCGAGUCAGUGAUAGCACUGGAAAUACAACAAGAUGCGGACCAGUACAA
Molecule: messenger RNA, 2400 nt
Organism: Fomitopsis serialis
Lineage: Eukaryota; Fungi; Basidiomycota; Agaricomycetes; Polyporales; Fomitopsidaceae
Exons: 15
Coding region: 15-2261 (748 amino acids)
Source: RefSeq, a predicted model, not a curated record